Penicillium lagena is the source of this 2940-nucleotide messenger RNA. RefSeq lists its product as uncharacterized. Gene Ontology annotation, cellular component: nucleus. The record is from RefSeq and is a predicted model, not a curated record. Gene Ontology annotation, molecular function: RNA binding; carboxylic ester hydrolase activity. The transcript is spliced from 5 exons. Gene Ontology annotation, biological process: mRNA processing. The coding region runs from base 1 to 2940 and encodes 979 amino acids. Lineage: Eukaryota; Fungi; Ascomycota; Eurotiomycetes; Eurotiales; Aspergillaceae.
AUGUUGAAUUUGGGAUUACGGCCUACCCUGGGAUCUGUCUGGUCGAUCAGCAAUGUUACGGAGGUUAUUCUCGUGGCAUGGUAUGUCAGCCCCCACACAUUCAAGGAUUUGAGCUCACGGAAUCAGACAUGGUAUUGGCAUCGAGCGCCCGAUCCGGGUUCCCGUUCCCGCUCUAUGUACAACCGCGACGAUUUUGAGAAAUGGGACGUUGAAGCUGAACAACCAGCGGACCUUGUCAUCAUCCAAAUGGGAGGGAAUGACCACCGGCACCCGAACGAGAUUCCCGGCCCCGACUUUUACCACGCGUACGUGGAGCUGAUCGAAGAUAUACACAAAACUUGGCCUCAUGCAAUUGUCCUUAUCAUGUCGCAAUGGGGCCCAUGGAGGAAAGAAGGCACUCAGUAUGUGCCACGCACCGUCUACGAGCAAGAGACCAAACGCGUGCAUGACCAUUUUAAGGACAAGGGAUUUGUCUACUACUUUCCCACGGAAGGCAUCUUGCAGCACAACGAUAUCAAUCCCAAGGACCAUCCGACCGAUGUGGGCCAUAUCAAGUUGGCGAGCCAUUUGCUUCAGUGGACGAAGCUCAUCUUACGGUGGAACCUCGAGCCAACAGGAGAGGUGCAACAUGGCACGCUAUACUGGAAUAAUCAGCAGGAGCUCCCGGCGAUAACACCUGGAGGUCCAACUUCUUCUUCGUCUUCCUCCUCUUCAACUCGCAACCACCGUCGUCAUGCUCUCCCCCGACUGAUCAUGAUGACUUCAAAACGCACUCGCGCAGCUUUUGAGGCCGAUAUUCAAUCCCAACAGUCUCCCUACGUCGUCUAUGGAACCCCGCUCCCGCCCCUCGAUGCCGGCGUCCGGGACGAUGGGUCGUACAUGCCCGUUUGGAAACAGGAGGUGACCGAUGAACGGGGUAGGAAACGACUUCAUGGUGCAUUUACCGGUGGAUUUAGUGCUGGGUAUUUCAACAGCGUCGGCUCGAAAGAAGGAUGGUCUCCCGCUACCUUCAUCUCUUCUCGCCAGAACCGCGCGCGGGAUGCGAAACAACCGGUGCAGCAACGAGCGGAGGAUUUCAUGGACGAGGAGGAUUUGCGCGAGGCAGAGGAGUCGAAGAAGCUACAGACUGCGGAGGGAUUCGCAGGCUUUGGUUCUACAGAAACGGAUGCCACGCGACGGGCAGGUCUUAUUGACUUGUUGAAGGCUGGCGGGGAGACCAUGGGAGUGAAGCUAUUGAAGAAGAUGGGGUGGCGCGAGGGUCAGGGAAUUGGUCCGAAGGUCCGACGCAAAGCCAAUCUCGACGAUAGGGCUGCCACGGGCGGAGAAGGAGCUGAACAAACCUAUCUCUUUGCGCCAGAGAAUCCUCCCAUGGUUGCCUUCAUCCGCAAGACAGACCUGAAAGGUCUUGGGUUUGAGGGAGAAACACGCCUCGGGGAACGUCUGGAGACACCUAGCGGUAAACCCGAUGAAGAGAGCUCAGAUUCGUUUUUCGAAGGGCGUCAAGCUCUGCUGGGAAAAUCAAAGAUAUCCACGGCGAAAGAAACACGCCGCGGAGGAUUUGGUGUUGGCAUCCUCAACGACACCGGCUCAGAUGAUGAGGACCCUUACUCUCUGGGCCCACAGAUCUCAUACAACAAGACCAUCGGCGGAGACAAGAAGAAAAGGAAGAAAGAUGGAAAGCCGGCUAUUGCGUCAUCCAAUCCUCUGUUGAGUUCGAAGCCCGUCUUCAUAUCGAAGAAGGUCGCAGCUGCGCGGAGUGCCGGGGGGUUCAGGAAAUGCCGUGAUGGCCGGUUGCCACUUGAUGGAUUUGUUCUUGCAGAAGGAUUCUCCGGUCUGUCUCUCUCUUCAGACAAGAAAUAUGAGUCUCCUCAAAUCCCAAACGGAUGGAAAUCAUCCAAAGCACCAUUGUCCACAGAGCAGAACCCAAAUCCGUCAGAUUACGUAUCUCCUGCCGAUGCUGCCAAAGCUUCAUCUCUGGACCCAACCUCCAGAGCCGCAGUUUUGGGUGAGGCCCAACUGCCUGGAAAGUCCAUCUUCGACUGGAUGACUCCAGAGGCUCGAGCCAGAAUUGCUAAACUUACUGGAAAAACCAAUCUUCCCCCAGCGCUAGGUGAGAAGGCCCCGAAGGGUUAUGAGCUGUCCGAGUCAGAACAGCGCAAGGAUCUCUGGGAUCUUGUACCAAAGCUAGAUAAGCAACUCGCAGUGCAAGCCUUGACACGAGCAGUCAGCGGCUGGAUGCCUUAUUCGGAAGACGAGGACAAGCGCACACGCUAUCGGACCUUUCUCGAAAUCCGUGCAGGUCUUCGAGAUUCUCUGCCGGAUCGAUUGCCCGGUUCCAGCACAGACGACUGGGUUACGGAAAUGCAAGAAUUUGCCCGGGCCGCCGAGGUAUUCAAGCCCAUGUCGGGACUAAUGGCUUCACGUUUCACCUCGGCGUCCUCGACUCCGAAAGUUGGCUCCGAUGCACCCGACUCCUCCACCGACUCGGGUCUCAGCCGGCCCGCCGAUAAGCCGGAGGACCCGGCCGUUGCAGCAGCCAAGAUCGGCAUGUUUGGCCAGAUGACCCGCAGCACUGUCUCCUUCUAUCCGGCUCGUCUGCUUUGCAAACGAUUUAAUGUCAAACCACCAUCCCAUGUGCAGCUGGAUCCAGGAGAACAGCCUGGGGGCGAUGAGGGCGGAGGACCGGGCAAGAGAUUCCAGUCGGGAGGGUACCAGACAGACACUGGGCCCAAGGCAUUGGUGUCACAGGAAGCCAUGAACCAACUUCUUCUGUCGGCAGGGCAUCCGCCUCCGCCUGGGGCUAACGAACGCGGAUCUGCACCAGAGAUCCAACGCCCUGCGGUGGAGCCGGAACGCAACGAAGCCCUGGAGGCGGAGCGACCGGGCGAUGCGGUUUUCAAGGCGAUUUUUGGCGACUCGGAGGAUGAGGGGUCGAGCUAG